This is a messenger RNA of Gossypium raimondii (Peruvian cotton), 1409 nucleotides long. RefSeq names its product mitochondrial succinate-fumarate transporter 1. Gene Ontology annotation, biological process: succinate transport; fumarate transport. The record is from RefSeq and is a predicted model, not a curated record. The transcript has 2 exons. Lineage: Eukaryota; Viridiplantae; Streptophyta; Magnoliopsida; Malvales; Malvaceae. Bases 183 to 1133 code for a protein of 316 amino acids.
CGAAAAGCUUUCCAGGGUUUGGUUUUUUUUUUUCACUUUUGGGCCGUUCACAACUUCACACCAAGUCACCAAAUGUGCUGUCAUGUCUGAUAUUGACCUUGUCCUUUGCCUUUCCUGUACUCAAACAAAACUUGCUUUUAUUACAUCAUUUGCGCCACUCAAAGACUUCGAUUCCCGUCGCCAUGAAAGAUUCUCAAGCAAACAGAAAUCCCCAAGCGGAAUCCAAGAAGACGACGAUCCCGCCUUACAUGAAAGCCAUUUCAGGCUCCUUCGGCGGUAUCGUAGAAGCCUGUUGUCUGCAACCCAUCGAUGUCAUCAAAACCAGGUUGCAAUUGGACAGGAUGGGGAAUUACAAAGGGAUCGUUCACUGCGGCGCCACCGUGUCUAGCACUGAAGGGGUGCGGGCUCUUUGGAAAGGAUUAACGCCCUUCGCUACUCACCUCACGCUUAAGUACGCGCUCCGGAUGGGAUCUAACGCCAUGUUGCAGAGCGCGUUCAAGGACUCGGAUACUGGCACCUUGAGUAACAAAGCGAGGUUUUUAUCUGGGUUCGGUGCUGGGGUUCUUGAGGCGCUUGUUAUCGUUACUCCCUUUGAGGUGGUGAAAAUUAGACUGCAGCAACAGAGAGGACUAAGUCGAGAGCUUCUAAAGUACAAAGGCCCCAUACAUUGUGCUCAUACAAUCAUACGUGAAGAAGGCCUUUUUGGGCUGUGGGCAGGAGCUGCCCCAACCGUUAUGCGUAAUGGGACAAACCAAGCUGCAAUGUUUACAGCCAAAAAUGCUUUUGAUGUAGUAUUAUGGAAGAAACAUGAAGGCGACGGGAAAGUCCUCCAACCAUGGCAGUCUAUGAUAUCGGGUUUCCUUGCGGGAACAGCUGGUCCAGUAUGUACUGGUCCCUUUGAUGUCGUCAAAACUAGGUUGAUGGCUCAAAGUCGAGAUGGAGGGGAGGUGAAGUAUAAGGGCAUGGUCCAUGCUAUCCGAACAAUAUAUGCUGAGGAAGGACUUCGUGCUUUGUGGAAAGGACUGCUGCCUCGGCUCAUGAGGAUACCACCUGGUCAGGCCAUAAUGUGGGCUGUUGCUGACCAAAUAAUUGGUCUCUAUGAGAGGAGAUACUUUCAUAGUGCAGCUCUAUAAGCUUGUACUUUGUUUGCUUGUUCUGGUUUUGAUUACCAUAGCAAACGCAAAUCUUGAAAAUCUUGGACACCAUUUUUUUCAGUGGUCGGACUCAACACCUGGUAAGAAAGAGCCACAUUUGAACUUAAGCUAUAAAUUAGGAAAUGGUAGUUGAAUCCAAAAAAAAAAAAAGUUCAUGAAUAGCAAUGAAGGUAUCUGUUUCUCUAUAUCUCAAUAAUGAUACAUUGCUGGUGUCACUUUCAUUAACCAAUUUGAGUCUCAGCUUAGUUUCAUGCA